CCAAGAGACGCAGUGACAAAGGUAUAUUAUUCCUGCCCAGGUAGGUGCUCGCAUUCCUUCCUCACUUCACAUAUACAACAACACGCCACCACUGCUACGGACCUGCUAUCAACCCACCUGUCUCGUGUCGCUACUGCACACCACACUCUACACGUUCUCACAUACAACGCCACAUCACAACACACUCGAAAUGUCUUCACGAUACUCCGUCUGUGAACCACACCCGUCCGUUCCCCGAUCGGGAGGCUACAUCAUGGGCGGACGUGGCGGCGCUGGCAACUACCACCGCUACAAGGCUGAGGAUCUCACUUCUGGCCACAACGCCACUGGCCCAGCGUCGCGCAUUUCUCUCACUCGUCCUUUCAAGCGCACAAUGACCACCGGCCGCGGAGGCAUGGGCAACACCAUCACCGAAACUGAAGAGAACAUCUUCCAAUUCGACGAGGAGAUGCUCAAGGCUCGCGAGACUGCCGCCACUCCAGUCUAUCGCAUCGGCCGUGGAGGCGCAGGCAACACCGUUCAAGACGACCGCGUCUCAUCUUCAUCCCUCCGCAAGAACUCGACCAGCUCUUCGGCAAGCGAUUCCUCCGACCGACCUGCCAACACCCGACGCGAGUCCGGCAUGUUCUCCUCCAUCUUCAGCCGACGCUCAUCGUAGGCCAAGCACGCUCCGUUUUAGGACGCUGCAAUGUCUCACAGCCGCCUCGAUCGAUCAGCAAGUGCUGCUGAUCGUUCGGUGAUUUCCUCUUCUUGGCUGUGCAGACCGAUCUCUCUUACGACCUUUUUACGAACGACAACUACCUUUUUUAAGCGAGCUGGUUCUUGAUUCUCGCAUCAUUUCGCAUGAUCAAAAAGCGACGGCGCUGGCGGCGACUGAUUCUCCUUUCAUGGAGAGAGCUUUGACUCUCACCAACUUUCUACCCGGUCGGGCACAUUUUCAAACCCCCUUUGGCUAUGCAUAGCUGCCCGACAACCCCCUCGAAAUCGGCAGCAAACAACCAUAAAAGCAUCACGGCGUUCUUGUAUUUGGAGGAAACCUUGCCUGGCAUGGCAUUGGGAAACCACGAAAAAGUUUUGUUGAUAUUGGGUUGAUUUUCCUGUCUGCUUUGUACUUUACUAUCUCAUGUGUGACAACCGGCGAGAAUGAUACCCUGUUGUGUGUUUCUCUUUCUCGUGGCCGAGGGCGCCUGCUACGGCACAAAUCGAAGGAAGAAGAAGUUAUUUUGGUGGAGGUGGAGAAUGGAAGGAAUGUUGUAUUACGUACAAACAUUGAAUCGAAAGAUCGAUCCUGAACACUUUUACUUUCCAGCUUUCCAGCUGUCCUGUCCUUCCCGUUCUGUUCUUGCUCCGUUUGGCAUGAUCCCUCAACUGCAUAAAAUUGACUCAACUUUACUCCUCGAAGCCAAUGCCUGCAUCACGUCGCACAUCACCCCUCACCUGCAUUAUUACUAUGCAUCCUCCCCUCAUCAUGAAGUCGUUGACUAAGACAUCCACAUUCCAGAUCCAUCCCGUCUCUCAACACCCUGUCUUCCGUCCUCUCUUCUGCCGUCCAUUUAUCCUCCGCAGGAUCCAAAUCUCCAAUCAUAUAUCCCGCAAGACGCCAUUGCGCGAUCUCGAACGAGACUCGAAUAGAACAAAUCCCAUCAUCUUCAAUGGAUUCUUUAUCUUCUGCUAGAACCAGAAGUACCGUCUCAUCUCGUAAUGACCUCUCGUCCAUGAUUACGAAGGAAGUGUAAUCUAUAUCUGAUUCUGUUUCCU
Molecule: messenger RNA, 1758 nt
Organism: Cercospora beticola
Lineage: Eukaryota; Fungi; Ascomycota; Dothideomycetes; Mycosphaerellales; Mycosphaerellaceae
Source: RefSeq, a predicted model, not a curated record